Carcharodon carcharias (great white shark) is the source of this 1545-nucleotide messenger RNA. Its product is annotated as mucolipin-3-like. Gene Ontology annotation, cellular component: plasma membrane; lysosomal membrane. The transcript is spliced from 12 exons. The record is from RefSeq and is a predicted model, not a curated record. Gene Ontology annotation, molecular function: NAADP-sensitive calcium-release channel activity. Lineage: Eukaryota; Metazoa; Chordata; Chondrichthyes; Lamniformes; Lamnidae. The coding region runs from base 16 to 1545 and encodes 509 amino acids.
CUCAAGUUCUACUUCAUGAACCCGUGCGAAAAAUUCCAAGCGCGUGGUCGUAAACCAUGGAAACUGGGAGUGCAGAUCCUGAAAAUAGCGAUGGUUACUCUCCAGUUAGUUCUGUUUGGGCUGAGCAAUCAGAUGGUAGUCCUCUUCAAGGAGGAGAACACGAUAGCUUUUAAACAUCUCUUUAUUAAAAACUAUGUGGAUACAGCUGAUAAUGCCGAUAAUGAUUUUGCAAUCUACACGCAAGGUGAAGUCUAUGAGCAUCUCACUUUUAUAUUCAGUCAGUAUGUGCAACUGCAUAAGAUAUCUGUUGGCAAUCACGCCUAUGAGAGGAGAGGGACGGAAUUAACACCGUUGACUGUGUGUCAGUAUUUUUAUAAAAGGGGAAGUGUCAGCCCUGGGAAUGAGUCCUUUAACAUUGACCCAAAGAUUGAAACAGAGUGUUUUGACAUUGAACCAAUACUGCCUCUGCUUAGUGGGCAUCCACCAAACAACAAGCUGAACUUGACGGUACAUUUUCACAGGCUUGUGAUGAUGCAAGUUCAGUUUAAACUGAAGGCAAUUAAUCUACAAACAAUCCGUCGCCAUGAGCUGCCAGAUUGUUACGAUUUUUGUGUUACAAUUAGCUUUGACAAUAAAGCACACAGUGGAAGAAUUCAAAUUAGUUUGGACAAUGAUGCCUCCAUUCGGGAAUGUAAAGGAUGGUAUGUUGCUGGAGGCAUACAAAGGAACACUCACUACAUGAUGAUCUUUGAUGCCCUUAUUGUUGUGAUUUGUUUGAGCUCGUUAAUUCUCUGCACCCGAUCUGUUGUCAAUGGAAUAAAGCUGCAGCAUGAGUUUGUUGACUUUUUCUUGCUCCACUAUAAUAAAAGUGUGACAUGGUCGGACCGCAUGGAGUUUGUGAACGGCUGGUAUAUCCUGAUCAUCGUUAGCGACUUACUGACAAUUACUGGAUCCGUCUUAAAAAUGGAAAUUGAAGCCAAGAGUUUUGCAUCGUAUGACAUUUGCAGCAUUUUAUUAGGAACAGCCACCUUGCUUGUCUGGGUUGGAGUCAUCCGAUACUUGGGCUUUUUCGAGAAGUAUAAUGUUCUUAUAUUAACUCUCCGAGCAGCCUUCCCAAAUGUCAUUCGAUUUUGCUGCUGUGCAUCUAUGAUUUACCUGGGCUACUGCUUCUGUGGCUGGAUUGUACUGGGACCCUACCAUCAAAAGUUUCGAUCUUUGAAUAUGGUCUCGGAGUGCCUCUUCUCUUUGAUCAAUGGGGAUGAUAUGUUUGCGACCUUUGCUGCAAUGCAGGACAAGAGCUACGUGGUCUGGGUGUUCAGUCGGAUCUAUCUAUCCACCUUCAUCAGCCUCUUCAUUUACAUGGUUCUGAGUCUCUUUAUAGCCCUGAUUACUGACGCUUACGAAACAAUUAAGCUUUACCAGCAGGAUGGCUUCCCUCAGACUGACUUGCGUGUUUUUAUAGCAGAGUGCAAAGAUCUGCCAGAUUCUGGCAGGUAUAGAGUGGAGGAGAUGCCUAUUUCUCUCUCCUGCUGUUGUAACAGGUGA